AUGGGUAUCAUCUCUUGGCUGAUCACGCAUCUUGCACCCAUCUUUCUUGUUACCUCGCCUGUUACCAGUUAUGCCGAUCAAAUUUAUUCGAUUCAUCGUACGAGGUCCUCGGCCGGUUUUUCUCUCGACAUACCCCUCAUUAUGUUGGUAGCAUCAAUUUUGAAACUUUUUUACUGGCUUGGAGCACGCUUUGAUUUAUCUCUUCUCUUGCAAGCUGGUUUGAUGGUUAUUGUCCAACUCGUCCUUUUACGAGUUGCCCUGCAAAACCGUCCACUUGCCAGUGCUGCCAACAACAUCCAUCAGCCCUUUGCAGCAUCGAGAGAAGGUGAUACUCAUAUCAAGCGUCCUUUCGAAUUUUGGCAAUGGAAGCAAGCAAAGCCAUACUGGAUGUUCCUGGCGUACUUCAGCGCAACCUUAUUGGUUCUCCAAAUUCUGUUCGGCCGCUUGGAUUCAUACGUCGCACUUCAAGGUUACGUGGCUUUGGGGAUUGAGGCUACUUUGCCGCUUCCUCAGAUCAUGUCAAACCAGAGAAACCGCAGCUGCAAAGGCUUCCGUCUGAGCGUUCUCGCAAACUGGCUGUUGGGUGAUGCCAUGAAAAUGUCCUUCUUCUUCCUUGCUGAGAGCACUAUUCCUUGGUCGUUCAAGCUCUGUGGUAUCUUCCAGGCAUGCUGCGACUCUUAUCUUGGUGUUCAGUACCUGAUGUUCGGCGAGGGGCCUGUCGAGAGCAUUGAAGGUCUUGCAAAAGAGAUGAAGAAUUUGAGUUGA
This is a messenger RNA of Aureobasidium melanogenum CBS 110374, 765 nucleotides long. RefSeq lists its product as uncharacterized. Lineage: Eukaryota; Fungi; Ascomycota; Dothideomycetes; Dothideales; Saccotheciaceae. The transcript is spliced from 2 exons. Gene Ontology annotation, biological process: phospholipid translocation; retrograde transport, endosome to Golgi. The record is from RefSeq and is a predicted model, not a curated record. Bases 1 to 765 code for a protein of 254 amino acids. Gene Ontology annotation, cellular component: trans-Golgi network; endosome.